AUGUCAUUAAGCGCAAUAUUAAAAAACAUGGACAAAAUGAGCAGCGUUGACCUUUUUGAAGAACAAGAUGCCAAUAUCGAUGAUCCAGUAUCUUUGAUUGUCAGAAGAUUGAAUGAUAUUGAAAAGUUGCGGCAAGAACGAUUUCAUCCACUUGCAAUACUAUCAGCCAAAACAAGCUAUGAACAUGGUUAUGAAAUGAAGCGGAAGCGCAUAUGGAAACCAAUUAAAUCGAUCCAAAGAGCCUUAGAUAGCGCGUUUUACAAUUGCAUAAAUGUUAUUGGAGUCACUCACCGACGAUAUCUUAUAGCAGUAGAUAUUUCGGACAGCAUGGAUAGUUUUGUGCAGGGCACGACGAUGGCUUGUAGUCAAGCAGCAGCCACUCUAUCAAUGGGACUCAUUCACCAUGAAGUCAAUGUAAUCCCACUAGCUUUUUCCGAUUUUUUGAUGCGCCUGGAGUGGGACAGAUUUAUGAGCUUAGGCGAAUACUUAACUGCUGCCAAAAAGUUGAAAUAUGGUAAAACAGACUGUGCCGAACCGAUGCUUUGGGCGAUCGAGCAUGCAAUAUACGUGGAUGUUUUCAUUAUUUUAACGGAUAAUGAUGUUUCAGUUAAAUCUAUGAAACCAUCUGAUGCUAUUCAGUGGUAUCGCCAACAAAUGAGGAUGCCGAACGCAAAGUUGAUUGUGGUAGGAAUGACCGAUAAGUCAGGGACACUGGCUAAUCCUAAUGAUCCAAAUAUGUUGGUUAUUUGUGGUAUGAAUCCAUCAGUUCCUCAAAUUAUUCAUGAUUUUGUCGUUAACGUUUAA
Molecule: messenger RNA, 804 nt
Organism: Brugia pahangi
Lineage: Eukaryota; Metazoa; Nematoda; Chromadorea; Rhabditida; Onchocercidae
Source: the annotation of a GenBank genome assembly